AUGGGGAGCAGAGGGAAGGGCGGCGCCGACUUCCUUUCGGAAGAGGAGCGUCUGGCGAACUUCGCACAGAUCCCCACCACCUUCGGCCACGGGCUUCGGGCCUGCCUCCGCUGUCGCCUGGUGAAGACCUACGACCAGGUUUGGGUUCCCUCCCUCCAACGCCUCCCCUCUCUCUGCGUUCUCUUCGGUUUUCGUCUUCCUCCUCGCGCUUCCUGCUCUUGUUUCUUCAGUUAGGGUUUACUUGCCUCUUUGCUUCUGCGAUGAGGCCCAAUAUUCCUCUGUUCAGGAGCGAUAUAGCUUGAAUGAAGACUGUCCAUCGGAAGAAAGUAGACUGAACGAUGGAGAUUGGAUUUUGCAUAUUUUCUGACCGUUCAUGGUAGGCUUUGGAGCAUUGUUUUCUCGAGCGAUCGCUGGCCUGGAGGGGAUUCGCUGCCCUCUUUGCUGUGGCUCACAUGAAAGUAGGUCAUCCGGAAGUAUAUUAUUGCUAUACUUACGUAGGAAUUUAAUUUAAUUUUCAGGCCUAAUCUUGGGGUUUUUCCCUUUUUUCCGCUAAUGCAAGGGGUUCAUUUGGGUAUAGAGGGACAACUCAUGGAUAUUUUUUACAGGCUUUAGGAAAUGGGGGUUGUUAUUUUUUGAACACAUGAAUGAAGAUCCGGGGUUUUUCAUUCACAGUUGCCCAAGAAAUGAUCCCUUUGUUUUCUUAGUACAGUCUCUCUGGAUCAUCAUGAAUGUUGUGAAGCUGGUGAUUUGGAUUUUAGCCGACGGGAGAGCUAGAAUUUCCCCCUGAUAAGAUGAGGGAGCCUUUUUAUGCUCUAUCUACUUGCCACCAUUCUGAGGGCCAUUCUUGCCUAGGAUUAUUGGCUUUUACUCUAUUCUGCUUUGGUUACAUUUCACUGCCUGCAUGAUUGUGUUCAUCCUCUCCUAGGGUGCAAUAUUAUGCCCUAACUUGUUGAUUGUCUUUUGUUGUCCUUCACAUUUGUCCAGUUCAGAGAAUCAGGCUGUGAAAACUGCCCUUUUCUGGAAAUGGAUAAAGAUCACGACAAUGUGGUGAAUUGUACUACGCCAAACUUUACCGGGUACUCCCUCUAAUCCUUACUAUUUUAAUCAUGUCGGACAUUAAUAAUAAUUCCAGGUCAAAACUUAGUUGUGUAACUUUUCUUUAUAGUAGGGCUUACAGCAGACUGCUCCAUAGAUAGAAAUAAUUGGGGGUGAGGGUCAUGAUCCUCCCUUGAGGAAUCUUUCUCUUUAAGGUGUAAGUUUCUUUGUGACAGGUUAUCUAUCUCCUUUUACAAUGAAGUGCCAUGGUCAUGUAUUUAAAACUCUGUAGGUUUUAUGCUAUGCUGGACGAUAAUGCAGGGGCUAUGUUAUCCAGGUCGCAUGGGAGAAUUGAGUUCUUGACCAGCUUGGCUGCCUGAACUCUUUUUCAUUCAUUAGAUAUUUUUUCUUAAUUUCUGUUUCAACUCCAACGAACGAUUGCUGAUCCUCUGCGGGGUUUGUUUUCUCGUAAAAUUUGGGAGCCCGCCUGUUUUUUUUUUUUUAAUGUCUUUCGGGAAAUUUACAUGUAUAAUGGCUGCUUCUCUUUGAUGAAUGAGCACCUGGUUUACCGUCUAAAGAUCUAACUAUGAUUGAAAAUACAGUGAACAAAUGGAGACGAUUUGUGUUUAGCUUGGAUUGAUCCUGUUUUUCAUUUUGAUUUUUUUUAACAUUUCAGGAUAAUCUCAGUCAUGGAUCCAAGUAGGAGCUGGGCCGCUAGAUGGCUGAGGAUCGGUAGGUUGAACUGUUCCUAGUAGGACCUGUAUUCAUAUUCCAUUUAUUUAUACUCCAAACAUUAAUAUAUUCAUUGCUUUUAAAUUAAAUGUCCUUUUUUCUUUGUCAUUAUAGUUUGAUUGCCUGUUUUUCGCCUCAUUAGAUCUCGUGAUUGCAUCUUAUCGUGAGUUUUCGUGCAGUGUAUGAUUGAAUGAGCUGACUCUCACAUUUCACUACAUUUGCAGGGAGAUUCAUUCCUGGUUGCUAUACUCUCGCGGUCUCAGAAGAGCUGCCAGAAGAAUAUAAGGUCCUUGCCCUUAAAUCUAUUGUUGAAGAAUACUAGGACCCGUCAAAGCCUUUUUUCGAUUUUUGGAUUUGAUUUCCAGGGCCACUGAAGCCAUUAACCUCCAUUCUUCUUCUUCUCCUCCUCCUCCUCCUAUUUCUGUUUCUGGAUUUGAUGUCCAGGGGCACCAAGGCCAUUAAUCUCCCUCUGUAAAACCCUUUUCCUCAUCAUCAUCGUCAUCAUCUUCUUCUUCUUUUUAAAAUUUUAAUGUGGCUUCUGAAACUGCCGUGUGAUAUAUUCUUGGGUUUCUUCCUUAGAACAUCUUCUUCUUCUUCUUCUUCUUCUUCUGCUCAUUCCUUAGAACACCCGUUUUCUUCUUCUCCUCGUAAUUCUGUUUUUUGAUUUGACUUCCAGGGCCACUAAAGCCAUUAAUCUCCCUCUAUAAACCCCAUAAACCCUUUUCAUCAUCAUCAUCAUCAUUAUCAUCGCCUUCUUCUUCUUCUUUUUUAGAUUUUAAUGUGGCCUCUGAACUGCCGUCUCAUCUGUUCUUGGGUUUCUUCCUCAGAACAUCUGUGCCGACAACAAUGUGCAGUAUGUCCCACCGAAGGCCCGGAGCUGA
This is a messenger RNA of Spirodela intermedia, 2648 nucleotides long. Lineage: Eukaryota; Viridiplantae; Streptophyta; Magnoliopsida; Alismatales; Araceae. The record is from the annotation of a GenBank genome assembly.